This is a messenger RNA of Talpa occidentalis (Iberian mole), 2718 nucleotides long. It is a transcript of the gene KCNG4, whose product is annotated as potassium voltage-gated channel modifier subfamily G member 4. The transcript has 4 exons. The coding region runs from base 494 to 2038 and encodes 514 amino acids. Gene Ontology annotation, cellular component: voltage-gated potassium channel complex; membrane. Gene Ontology annotation, biological process: protein homooligomerization; potassium ion transmembrane transport. Lineage: Eukaryota; Metazoa; Chordata; Mammalia; Eulipotyphla; Talpidae. The record is from RefSeq and is a predicted model, not a curated record. Gene Ontology annotation, molecular function: delayed rectifier potassium channel activity.
UGAACCCCUUAGAUCCUCACCUCUCACGGGGAAAGGAGGGUCUUUUUAACACCCCCUCACCACCCCCCCAGACACACCUGGCUGUUCUGCAGCUACUGGAGAGGGAGAUGCAGAGUGAAUGGACUUCUGGUUUCUGGAGGAGGCGCAAGGGAAGAGAGGUUGGAAACUAACUCUGCCAGAAACUGCUGUGUUGGGGAUUCUUCUUUUCUUCCCUUUCAUCUCCACCACAAAACUUCCUCUUCCCUGGGCAUGGAGACAUGGGCUCUGCCUGGCAGAGAAACAGCUCCCUGAGACAGGAGGGCUGCUCAUUUUCCUGGGGCCCGCUGUUGUCAGCGAAGUAACGCAUGCAGAAUAACAGAAUGGUGUGUGGUGAGCAAGUGUGAAGUACAUGAGCUGUGAGUCAACCCCUCGCCGUCUGCCGGAAUCCAGCUGGCUCUGAAAUUGAGAUGAACUUUUAUUUCCAUUCAGCCACCGAAUUUUACUCUUGACUGGAAUGCAUCCUGGGAUGACCUCUUCAAAGAUGCGGGUGCCUUCCAGAGGCAGGGGCCUGCACCCAGGACACGGUUACUCCUGCUCGGGCAGCGCCUCAAGUCGGCUCCUGUCCGGCCCUGUGAAGACCUCGUCCAUCAAGGGCCUUUACUACCGCAGAGCCCGAAGGGUGGGCACCCUGGACGCUUCCCCGACUUCAGACCUGAAGAAGGAGAUCCUGGUCAACGUGGGGGGCAGGAGGUACCUCCUCCCCUGGAGCACGCUGGACGAGUUUCCCCUGAGCCGCCUGAGCAAGCUCAAGUUCUGCCGCAGCCACGAGGAGAUCGCUCAGCUGUGCGACGACUAUGACGAGGACAACCAGGAGUUCUUUUUCGACAGGAGCCCCAGUGCCUUCGGGAUGAUCGUGAGCUUCCUGGCGGCCGGCAAGCUGGUCCUCCUGCGGGAGAUGUGCGCGCUGUCCUUCCAGGAGGAGCUCACCUACUGGGGCAUCGAGGAAAGCCGCCUGGAGAAGUGCUGCCUGCGGACCCUGCUGAAGAAGCUGGAGGAGCUGACCGAGCUGCGCCGUGAGGAGGUGCUGCAGAGGCAGAGGGAGGCCUGUGGCCCGGCCGCCCACACCUCGCGCUGGGGGCUCUUCAUGAGCAGGCUGAGGGAGAUGGUGGAAAACCCACAGUCGGGACUUCCCGGGAAGGUCUUUGCUUGUCUCUCCAUCCUCUUCGUGGCCACCACGGCGGUCAGCCUGUGUGUCAGCACCAUGCCCGACCUGAGGGCCGAGGAGGACAAGGGUGAAUGCUCUCAGAAGUGCUACUACAUUUUCAUCGUGGAGACGGUCUGCGUCGCCUGGUUUUCCCUGGAGUUCUGUCUGCGGUUUGUGCAGGCCCAGAACAAGUGCCAGUUCUUCCAAGGACCCCUGAACAUCAUCGACAUCCUGGCCAUCUCCCCAUACUACGUGUCCCUCGUGGUGUCAGACGAGCCCCAGGAGGACAGCCAGCGGCCCGGCGGGGGCUCCUACCUGGAGAAGGUGGGGCUGGCUCUGCGCGUGCUGCGGGCGCUGCGCAUCCUCUACGUGAUGCGGCUGGCGCGCCACUCGCUGGGGCUGCAGACGCUGGGGCUGACCGUGCGCCGCUGCACGCGCGAGUUCGGCCUGCUCCUCCUCUUCCUCUGCGUGGCGGUCACCCUAUUCUCCCCUCUGGUCUACGUGGCCGAGAACGAGUCCGGGCGGGUCCUGGAGUUCACCAGCAUCCCGGCCUCCUACUGGUGGGCCGUCAUCUCCAUGACGACGGUGGGCUAUGGAGACAUGGUCCCACGCAGCGUGCCGGGUCAGAUGGUGGCCCUCAGCAGCAUCCUGAGCGGCAUCCUCAUCAUGGCCUUCCCGGCCACAUCCAUCUUCCACACCUUCUCGCACUCUUACCUGGAGCUCAAGAAGGAGCAGGAGCAGCUUCAGGCGCGCCUCCGCCGCCUGCAAAACGCCAGCUCCCUCAGUGAACAUGAACUCCUGGGUGAUGUCAACGACGAUCUGGAGGGGGCUGCCUCGCCCAUCAAAUAUAUGUAACUCAAAACCUUCGCAGAAAUGCAGGGGUCCAGCCCACUGGCUGAGACUGAGAAGAAGGGCUCAGAGCACUAGGCAGAGACUGGUGUGUUAUGUCCCUGGGGGAGUGUUCUAGAAGCCAGAAGUGUCUGGAGGGCAAAACUGUUAGAUCCUUGUGAUUCUUGAUGCUUCUGGCCACUAUGUCCCAGUCACUUGCCUCUUUCUCUCCUGCUCAUUGCCGAGCAAAUCCAAUUUUGCUGGCUAGGUCAAAUUCCCUUAUUCUCGUUUCCUUCCGAGGUGUCUUUCACACCUCAAGCCCGGUUCCAGAUACCCUAAGAACCAAGCAUCUAGAAUUCCAUUCCUCCCCUAAGGCCCUCUUUCCUGGACCACCCCCUGCCAGGAGCUGGAAGGCCCAGUCAGUGCAAGCCCUCUGAUUAGCCCUCCCCUUCCAGCCUUCUCGUGGGAACUAGCUGGGAUGGUCCUUUUCUUUCUGCUCUCUACCGUUAACGGCAUUUUCUGGACAAAACUGCCUCCCCCACCCCAGCUCUGGAAGCUCUUAGCCAAGAAGGCAUAUAAUCUUGAUACAGCCCAUGUUGGGGUCUGGUGUCCACAAACCUGUCCUAAUCCUCCUGAAACACUUGGACCUGGGCAGGAGUGGCACCUGCCAGCACUUGGCACAUUGGGAGGGCGUUCUCCAACACCUG